Messenger RNA from Fusarium poae, 513 nucleotides. RefSeq lists its product as uncharacterized. The transcript has 2 exons. NCBI's taxonomy places the organism in Eukaryota, Fungi, Ascomycota, Sordariomycetes, Hypocreales, Nectriaceae. Bases 1 to 513 code for a protein of 170 amino acids. The record is from RefSeq and is a predicted model, not a curated record.
AUGGCUAAGAGGCUCGCGGUCUACGGAAGUGCCCCCACCGAUCCUUGGAAAACAAACAAUGUCAAAGUCCUCUUAGUGACUGCCUUCAUUGCCACCGCGGCUAUCAUCAUAUUAUGCCUUUACCUUUUCUCCGAGAAGAGGCGCAAGAAGCGCAUUGAGCGGAAAAGUGGCACACAGGCCGAUGCAAACGGUGACGAAGAAGCACCUGCUCCGGAGCCGGAGGCGGAAGCACCCGCGGAAGAAGAACCCAAAGAAGAAGAAGAGGAGGAGGAGGAGGAGACCAAGGCAAGUACUUGGAUACAACAACUCAUUGAGAGCAAUAUUAACGGGUACAAACAGGAAGAUGAAGCACCGAAUGAGAGCCAGAAUAUGAGGAUCCUUAGGGCUAUUGCACCACCAUCAGCGCGCCGUGCGGUAGAUACCAUAGCCAUGCUAGAGAACAUGAUGCGCAACCCAGACAGAGAGAGAGAAUGGAUGACCUUUUCGACUGGGUCAUAUUUUCGGGCUGGUUAG